UUUUUUUAUUGAAUAAGCCGGUAAACGAGCAAACGAAUCACCUAAUGGUAUGCAAUCGAUGUAGCCCAUGAACACCUGAAACACCAAUGGCGUUACAAGGGAUUAGGAAUUUGAGGAUUCUUGGGGAUUUAAGGAUUAGGGAGAUUGGGGAAGAGGGGGGUGAUUGGGCCUCCGGUAACCUCACUCACACGACAAAAUACACGCAAGUGUUGUUUCACGUCGGUUGUCUGUGAGGCCGUGGUAUCAAUCCACUCAAACCGGCUCAUUCGUGCCGAAUCACGGCUUUCCCAUACUUAAAAUUAA
Spodoptera littoralis (African cotton leafworm) is the source of this 303-nucleotide messenger RNA. The record is from the annotation of a GenBank genome assembly. Lineage: Eukaryota; Metazoa; Arthropoda; Insecta; Lepidoptera; Noctuidae.